This is a messenger RNA of Zalophus californianus (California sea lion), 1344 nucleotides long. RefSeq names its product E2F associated phosphoprotein (gene EAPP). Gene Ontology annotation, cellular component: nucleus. Gene Ontology annotation, biological process: positive regulation of cell population proliferation. The record is from RefSeq and is a predicted model, not a curated record. Lineage: Eukaryota; Metazoa; Chordata; Mammalia; Carnivora; Otariidae. Bases 120 to 977 code for a protein of 285 amino acids. The transcript is spliced from 6 exons.
CAGGGAGAGCACGGAAGUGUGGGCGGAAGUGGAGUUGCCGACGCUUUAGCUGGGGGACCUGCGGAGUAAACAGAUGCUGUGCGGGCGCCUGUAGUCGGUGUCGGAGGGUGCAGGCCACCAUGAACCGACUCCAGGAUGACUACGACCCCUACUCAGUUGAAGAGCCUAGCGACGAGGAACCCGCUUUGAGCAGUUCUGAAGAUGAAGUGGAUGUGCUUUUACAUGGAACUCCUGACCAAAAACGAAAACUCAUCAGAGAAUGUCUUACUGGAGAAAGUGAAUCAUCUAGUGAGGAUGAAUUUGAAAAAGAAAUGGAAGCCGAAUUAAAUUCCACCAUAAAAACAAUGGAGGACAAAUUAUCCUCUCUGGAAACAGGGUCUUCCUCAGGAACUGGAAAAGUUGGAACAGCUCUGACAAAGUACUAUGAUGAUAUAUAUUUUGAUUCUGAUUCUGAGGAUGAAGACAAAACAGCACAGGUGACCAAGAAGAAAAAGAAAAACCGACACAGGAUUCCAACAAAUGAUGAACUACUCUAUGACCCUGAAAAAGAUAGCAGGGAUCAGGCCUGGGUUGAUGCGCAGAGAAGAGGCUACCAUGGUUUUGGAAUACAGAGGCCACAUCAACAACAGCCUGUUCCAAAUAGUGACGCUGUCUUGAAUUGCCCUGCUUGCAUGACUACACUAUGUCUUGAUUGCCAAAGGCAUGAAUCCUACAAAACUCAGUAUAGAGCAAUGUUUGUGAUGAAUUGUUCUGUCAACAAAGAGGAGGUUCUAAGAUACAAAAUCCCAGAGAACAGGAAGAAAAGGCGAGGCCAUAAGAAGAUGAGGUCUAACCAUGAAGAUGCUGCAGAGCAGGCCGAGGCGCAAGUGGAAGAAAUCUACCACCCAGUCAUGUGCACCGAAUGUUCCACUGAAGUGGCAGUCUAUGACAAGGACGAAGUCUUUCAUUUUUUCAAUGUUUUAGCAAGUCAUUCUUAAAUAGCUGAGUUGGCAUUUAAUUGCCCAAUACAGUAUAUGAGGCAGAUAUGGACAGGUAUUUUCCUCCUGCCUAUUCAUAUCAAGUGACAUUCUGAGCGGUUAUUUGAGGAUGCAGUGUUUAUCUUUUUGAAAGAGAAUGGUUGUCAACCUUCAUCCCUCCACCCCCUUAAGAAAUUUUUUUUUCCCUAGCUCUGAUGGGACUGAUUAUUCAUUCCCUUUUUGAGGGGCAUUUGGAAAUGAUGGGGCUUUUUAUAUAUUAAAGCUCUUUAGAAUUAAAAUGUUCUGGAGUUAUAAGUAAUCUUUGUUUUAGUGUUAUUUUUAUUUUGGUUAUACUUGUGGUGUGAUUAAACAAGAAACUAUUGCCUGG